This is a messenger RNA of Galeopterus variegatus (Sunda flying lemur), 690 nucleotides long. RefSeq names its product achaete-scute family bHLH transcription factor 5 (gene ASCL5). Gene Ontology annotation, biological process: regulation of transcription by RNA polymerase II; developmental process. Gene Ontology annotation, molecular function: protein dimerization activity; RNA polymerase II transcription regulatory region sequence-specific DNA binding; DNA-binding transcription factor activity, RNA polymerase II-specific. The transcript has 3 exons. The record is from RefSeq and is a predicted model, not a curated record. Lineage: Eukaryota; Metazoa; Chordata; Mammalia; Dermoptera; Cynocephalidae. Bases 1 to 690 code for a protein of 229 amino acids.
AUGAACAGUAACUUCUGCCGGGCCCUGGUGGACUGCAGGCCCGUGGGACCCCCGAGCUGCGUGCAGCUGGGCGUCGUGGCGCCCCCCCGGCAGGCGCCCCUGUCCCCCGCCGAGCCCCUGGGCAACGUGCCCUUCCUGCUGUACCCGGGCCACGCGGAGUCGCCCUACUACGACCCCUACGCGGGCGUGCUCCCCUACGUGCCCCUCCCCGGCGCCUUCGGGGUGUACGACUACCCCUUCGAGCCCGCCUUCAUCCAGAAGCGCAACGAGCGCGAGCGCCAGCGCGUCAAGUGCGUCAACGAGGGCUACGCGCGCCUCCGCGGCCACCUCCCCGGCGCGCUGGCCGAGAAGCGGCUCAGCAAGGUGGAGACGCUGCGCGCCACCAUCCGCUACAUCAAGUACCUGCAGGAGCUGCUCGCUUGGGGCAGGGGGUCCGAGAGGCGCGAUCGAGACCGGAGGAGCCGCGAGGGUGCAGCUGCAGGGACGACCGAGGACGUCCUGCCUGGGCCUGGCUCUCGCUCUGCCUCAGCCUCGGCUUGGGGAGAGUCGGAGGCCAGCCUGGCGCUGUGGUUUGCUCUGUCCUCCGAUGCUGCAGGCGCAGCCCUGCCUCUGCGAGUCCCCGGGGACGAGCCGGACUUUGGUUCGGAUGCGCCACCCCCUGGCUGUCCACAAGAUGGCCUCAAAUACUAG